Messenger RNA from Monomorium pharaonis (pharaoh ant), 3281 nucleotides. RefSeq names its product apoptosis inhibitor 5 (gene cass). Gene Ontology annotation, molecular function: RNA binding. Gene Ontology annotation, cellular component: nucleus. Bases 179 to 1756 code for a protein of 525 amino acids. The record is from RefSeq and is a predicted model, not a curated record. Gene Ontology annotation, biological process: negative regulation of apoptotic process. The transcript is spliced from 9 exons. Lineage: Eukaryota; Metazoa; Arthropoda; Insecta; Hymenoptera; Formicidae.
CCCGUCUGCCCGCACGAUACGCUGCCAUCUUUGUCGUUUCGGUGUGUUCUACUGUUCUCGUCCAUUCGGCGGUUAUUACGCGUGUGGCGUGUCCAUCUAGGAUAUAGAGCAAUAUAGAGUUCAGUUGCGUUUUCUUGCGUCCUCGAAGGGGGUCCAGGUUUCGCGUACGAUCUUCACGAUGAGUACCGACAGUAUUGAAAAGCUAUACAAAAACUUCGGUAUCCUUGCCGACGCUAAAGACAAGCUCGUGCAGCAUGAAAAGGAAUAUCUGGAAAUACUAACUGCAGUUAAAGGAUCACCUAAGGAAAAAAGAUUGGCGUCGCAAUUUAUUGCAAGGUUUUUCAAGCAUUUUCCGAAACUAGCGGAUCAGGCUAUAGAUGCUCACUUGGAUUUGUGCGAAGAUGAAGAUAUGGCUAUUCGAAAACAAGCUAUUAAAGAUUUACCAGCGCUUUGUAAAGAUAAUAAAGAACAUACAGCAAGAAUUGCAGAUAUUUUAGCACAAUUAUUGCAAGCUGAGGAUUCUUCAGAAUUAGCAGUUGUACAUAACAGUAUUAUGUCGCUUAUGAAGAGUGAUCCCAAAGGUACCUUAAGCGGAUUCUUUAGCCAAAUUCUUAAUGGCGACGAUGGGACAAGAGAACGUUGUAUAAAAUUUCUAGCUACCAAACUUAAAGCAAUAGGACAUGACAUUAUCACAAAGGAACCAGAAGAUUUGUUAAUUGCAGAAUGUAAAAAAGUAUUACAGGACGUGACUGCUGAUGAGUUUCACAGUAUUAUGGAAAUCCUUGCGUGGACUAGAUUGGGAUCUACCGUCACUGGUCAACAAGAAUUGGUCGAUAUUACAAUAGAACAGGCGGAACUUUCUGUACCUUUUAAGCAUACUAAUGUUGAGCAAUGGAACAGAUUAGUCCAAUGUGUUAAACAUGCUCUUCCAUUCUUCAGUUCACAGAUAGAUUCGUCAAAAUUUGUUUCAUAUAUUUGCGUGCAAGUUUUACCACAUCUUUCUUUGAUGACUUCUCCCGAUGGUCGAGAUAUUCAAUUGGAACUAUUAAAGUUGCUUGCUGAAUUAACUGUGUUUUGUGGAAUAAUUGAAAAACCCGAAGAUAAAGUUCAACAACUUUACAAUACCCUUAUUACCUAUAUGCCACUUCCUCCAGCUACAGAAAUUACUGAUGUACCAAAGUUACAGUUUAGUCAUGUGGAAUGUUUAAUGUAUGCUUUUCAUAAAUUGUGUAAGCAAACUCCCGAAUUUUUGAUAAAGGAUCCAGAGCAGCUUAAAGAAUUUCGAUUAAGAUUACAAUAUUUUGCGAGGGGCAUUCAAGGUUACAUAAAGAAGUUACGUGAAGCUAUUAGCGGAAAGACGGAAGAAGAAUUAAAAUCUGAGGAAAAUCAGUUAAAGGUUGUGGCAUUAAAAACAACCAACAAUAUUAAUACUUUGAUCAAAGAUCUGUUUCAUUCACCUCCUAGCUUCAAGAGCAUCAUACAUCUUUCGUGGAAAACGCCUUGUAAUGACAAAAAGAAUGAAAAAAAUUCUGCUCAGAAAAGACAUACACCGAUCACAUUUGGAAACGACAACAGCCCAAAUAAACGCAGCAAGGAAGAUAAGAACAAUAAAAGAGAAAUAUAUACACCUCCUAGUGGCAAAUACAGUUCGAACAUAUCAAAUUAUGGCCGUGGUAGAUUUAAAGGUAACAGGCCUAGAGGUAGAGGCGCUUUCAGGACAAGAGGUCGUGGUCCAUGGCGAAAGAAUUUUUAUUAAUCAUAAAAUUCAUUACAAUUGAAAGCAACUAAAAUUGGAAUAACGAUACGAGCACAUAUUUGCUUCCUAACAUCGAUCAAGUAUUUAAAAAAAUCUUUAAAAUUUAACUUUAUUAGCCUUUACGGCUCUAUGAAAUAAUUUCAUACUAAAUUUCAAGAUUGAUAAAUUUCCAUGUGACAAGAAUUAGAAAAUCAACAAUUGUCAAAAUAUCCAUUAUUUGAAUGACAUGGCAAGGAGAUUUGGAUAGAAUGCAAUUGUGGCAUUAUACGAAUAUUUUUCUUAUUUAAUUCUUAUAAUAUGAACUGCAAUGAAAAUAUCCAAAAUAAUUCAGACAUAAAGUAAAUAUAUGGACAAUGAACGUAUUCAAAUAAUAUAUAACGCAUACAAAUGUAUUAAGAAGAGAGAACACUAUCAUUUAUUGACGGAUUUCAUGAAGGGGUCUUGGAAUCGUAUACGAGAAAUUGAAGAAAGAAGAUAUUUCGAAAUACAAAACUUGUGAAGAUAAUAUUAUUUGAAAAAAUUGAAAAAAAUCUGACGAAGAUAGUGCAAAAAGUAAAAAUAUUACGCUGUUAUCAAACUGGAAUUUAAAACCACGCCAACCAUUUGAAUCACAAGGCAACAUCGAUAUAUCGAUCGUUACAGAAAGCAUGGAAUUAUGGAAAUGGAAAAGGAAACGGUUCUUUCCUCCUAAAAAAAUUUCAAGAUUGGAAGAUACAAAACACACUCUCCUGUAUCCAUUCCUAAAUUAGCUUCUUCCUCGCUUCCUUUCCAAAUUUUUAUAUUUAUUGAUAUUUGUUAAUAUUUAUCUGUUAACAGGAUUGAGCUAGCAGAGAAUUUCAGACCGAUUUGUUGCCAGAGCAGUUUAAUCGAAGAAACAUAAGAUAUAAUAAUUUUUUCUAUUGAUAAAAGAACUAUGCCUGUAUACAUACACUUGUAUGUACAAUUUGAGAAUUUUGUUUCAAUUUUCAUAAAUAUCAAAAAUAUUUGUAUAUUAUAUAAAAUUACAUAAAGUACAUAUUUUUAAUACAAAUAGUUGUAAAGAAGAGUGAUUUCAUGAGUCUGUGUUUCUUCGAUAAAUACGAUAAGAUCAAUCGGAGCGGCAGUUAUCACAGUUUUUCUUUUGCAGAAAAUGCAUGUUAACCAGAGACAUUUGGAAAUUAGGAGGACUGGACCUUGGCGUCAUAUAAAUACUUAUGUAUAUUUUUUCCCCAUUACAGGAUUCUUUCAAAAACAAAUGCAGAAAAAGAGGUGGAGAAAGCAGAGAAACUACUAGGAAAAAUUAAUUAAUAUUUUCCUUUCAGGAACUUCCUUCCAGGCGGAUAUUAUUGUGUUUAUUAUUAUGUAUAUAUAUAUAUAUAUCUCCUUCAUGUGAAUGCUGUUUUAAUUGAGGUGAGUUUAAAAAGUUUUUUCCAUCUUCCCUUUCCCCUUAUCCAUCAUUAUCGUAUCAAAAUAUUUUUCGUGUUAUCUAUAAAAAUUCGUAAAUAUUGUUUCUAAUUAUUUCAAUAAAUAAUAUUAUUUAAUACUA